This is a messenger RNA of Bipolaris victoriae FI3, 201 nucleotides long. RefSeq lists its product as hypothetical. The transcript is spliced from 2 exons. The record is from RefSeq and is a predicted model, not a curated record. The coding region runs from base 1 to 201 and encodes 66 amino acids. Lineage: Eukaryota; Fungi; Ascomycota; Dothideomycetes; Pleosporales; Pleosporaceae.
AUGAAUAAGGGGAAAUUGUGCAUAUCCAUCACCGAAUUUGUGGAUCAAAGCGUCCUGAGUACUGUGGAGAUGUACACCUCCACACGAAUUUCUGGGAUGCAUUUAACCGGAUCUGCGAGGCCUUGGUUCAAAAUCGGGUUUUUAGCAAUUCAGGCCGCCGAAUGCAUCGGCGAGGUUGUUUCUCGCUCAGACUUUUGCUGA